AUGUCGCCAUACCUUGGGCGCAUGAUCCCGCGAGGGCGCCUACCGUACCACCGUGCUCCUUUACAAAUAUCCCGCCAACUCGUACGCCUGCCCAAGCCGUCUCUGCGAACCACAACCGCUGUUUUCUUCCGCCGCCCGGAGGUAGCCCGCAGCUUUUCCACGAGCAUUCCGCUUCACGCAAGCCCGUCUGCCGAACCAGUUAUUGAAGAGGCUGUCCUUCCCGUCUGUUGUCCCGGAUGCGGAGCGUAUGCGCAGACCGUCGAGCCGAGUGAGCCUGGAUAUUAUGGGAAGACUAGGAAACAGACGCGGAAGCUGUUGUCUGAGACGAAGCAGUUUGUUGAGGGUGAGGAGAAUGGAGAAGAGGGAAAGGGGUUGAAGGCUGAGGGGGAGAAGGCUGCGGAUAGGAUUCAGAAGUAUCUGGAGCUUACGGAUGUUGGGGGGAGUGUGCCGAGGCCGAAGUAUACUGCUGGCAAGUAUUUGGAGAAGUCGAAAGCCCCGGUACCAAUUUGCGAUAGGUGCCAUGAUCUGCUGCAUCAUAAUAAGGCCGUUCCUGCUAUUUCGCCGACUAUGGAUUCCCUUCGAGCAUAUCUGGAUGAGUCGCCUCAUAAUCAUAAUCGGAUUUAUCAUGUUGUGGAUGCGGCGGAUUUCCCUAUGUCUGUUGUGAAGGAUAUCUACACUACUUUGGGGAUUAUGGAUCCGCGGUCGAAGAAUCGGCGCUCGGCGACUUAUAAGUAUAAGAGUGGGAAGAAGCUGCCGACUAUCAGUUUCGUUAUCAACAGGUCGGAUCUGUUGGCGGCUACGAAGGAGCAGGUUGAUUCGAAGAUGGAGUAUGUACGCUCUGUGCUUCGUGAUACGUUUGGUCUCUCGCAUGAGGAAUUCCGCUUAGGGAAUGUGCAUAUGAUUAGUGCUCAGCGGGGAUGGUGGACGAAGAAAGUCAAAGAGGAGAUUAGGGAGCACGGGGGUGGUAUUUGGGUGGUUGGGAAGGCCAACGUUGGAAAGAGCAGUUUUAUUGAGGCCUGCUUCCCCAAGGAUUCGAGGAAUCUUGAGAAGAUUGCGGAAUUGAUUGAGCUUCGUGAAGAGGAGUCCAGAAUGGCUACCCACUUUGACUCCUCUGCUAUUGAUUCAGAGGGUCUUCUACCUCCUGCGCCUCGGGAGGAUCUUUACCCUAUCCUCCCUGUGGUCUCAUCGCUACCCGGCACGACCGUAUCGCCUAUUCGUAUCCCGUUUGGCCGUGGAAGGGGAGAAAUGAUUGACCUGCCGGGGCUCGACCGUGGCGAGCUGGCCGACCAUGUUCGUGAUGAGUUCAAGCGCGAUUUGAUCAUGACCAAGAGGAAGAAACCUGAACGUCUUUCGAUCAAACCUGGCCAAUCACUACUGCUUGGAGGAGGACUUGUCAGGAUCACGCCAGUGAACCCUGAAGACGUAGUUAUGGCGGCUUGCUUCGUCCCGCUUGAGACACAUCUCACCAGAACGGAAAAGGCCAUUGAAAUGCAAACGGAGCAGCGCCCUUACCCCAAGGCCAACAUUGCCAGAGAAGGUACCGGCCAGGUUAUCUCGUCUGCCGGAGUUUUCGACUUGAAAUGGGAUGUGACUCAAUCGCACCUCCCAAGGUCUAUCGCCAAGGCGGUUGAGGACAAGCAUAUAAAGAUGCCGUCUCUACCCUACAAGGUCAUGUCGACCGAUAUUUUGAUCGAAGGGUGCGGCUGGGUUGAGCUUACAGUCCAGAUUCGAGCCAAGUCCGCGAAGGAGUCCGACUCUGAGAACAAAACCUCGAAGUCGUUCCCUCAGGUGGAAGUGUUUACUCCGCACGGCCGCCAUGUUGGGUCUCGUGCUCCAAUUGAAUGUUGGAAGUUCAUAGAAGCGAAGAAGGUUGCUGACAACCGCGCGAAGGGACCUCGGGGACGGCAGAACAUUGGGCUGGAGAAGCGAGCCCGGCAUGGCUGA
This is a messenger RNA of Aspergillus niger, 1944 nucleotides long. RefSeq lists its product as uncharacterized. The transcript has 2 exons. Bases 1 to 1944 code for a protein of 647 amino acids. The record is from RefSeq and is a predicted model, not a curated record. NCBI's taxonomy places the organism in Eukaryota, Fungi, Ascomycota, Eurotiomycetes, Eurotiales, Aspergillaceae. Gene Ontology annotation, cellular component: mitochondrion.